Messenger RNA from Coregonus clupeaformis (lake whitefish), 2652 nucleotides. Its product is annotated as probable G-protein coupled receptor 173. NCBI's taxonomy places the organism in Eukaryota, Metazoa, Chordata, Actinopteri, Salmoniformes, Salmonidae. The transcript has a single exon. Gene Ontology annotation, cellular component: plasma membrane. The record is from RefSeq and is a predicted model, not a curated record. Bases 923 to 2044 code for a protein of 373 amino acids. Gene Ontology annotation, biological process: G protein-coupled receptor signaling pathway. Gene Ontology annotation, molecular function: G protein-coupled receptor activity.
UGAAACGAUUGAAUUUGACAAGCAUUUCUAGACAUGGAAAAUCAUGCCUUGGGAAUGCAUGAGACAGGAUCCAUUUAUUGAAAGAUUCCAUGUAGCGCCGCAGACUAAUGUACGCGCACAGGAGAUGGACAACUGUUUCUGAUCUGAGGACGUGGAUUAGCCUACAUUUCAUCCAUCUCGACAUUAGCCGGCGCUGUUCAGUGUCUCUCCACCUCAUCACGGUCGAUUCAACCUCGUUUGACAACGUAAAUUGUAGGCUUUUCCUCAAAUGCAAACCAACGGUUGUGGUUUGUUUAUAGACAUGCAUUAGUUUUUAUUGCUGGAUGUAUUCAUUCGCCAUGCCUUCGAUUGAGUGGACUGAACACUGGUUUGGCUAUAGUCUACCCUACCCUAUUCAUUGCGUGCUGAAGAGAUGAUGACGGCCUGUCUUCCGAUUUAUGUUUAUUUCUUUCUCAAGACGAACGAGAACCUCAGCAUCAGUGUAAAUGGAUAUAUGUUUUUGAAAUGUCUGCCCAUUAAACUGAUCCAUUUAAGAUGGUGUGUGCAAAGACUGCAUGUUUCAGAGCAGUCUGUUUGCUAUCAGCAGAAAAUGGAACUACGAACAUGGGUGUAGCCUAUUUCAUAUUCGAAACGGAAACUUGUGAGAUGAAGGAAAACAAGAAAAUACAUUUCGAUGGAUCUCAGUCGCUUCUGAAAUCAGGUUAUGCUUCAAACCCAGGAGAAUAAUGAAUUAUAUUCUAAACCGGUUAAAACCCAGAUGCUGUUCACCGUGAGGUAUUGUAACAUAAACGUGCAUCAUGUUAAUUUCUUGCUGGCCAAUUUUUAUCAAUCAUUGAUAGGCCUACUUCGACUGGGGAAAGCAGGGCCACUUGAUGUGGGCAUAUAGAAUAAACGCGCCUUUGACAAUAGCUUGGUUGCAUAGAUGGCAAAUACAAGCGAGUUUGGGGAAAGCAAUCCCACGCUACAUAAUUAUGCCAUCACCGCCUCUGCGGUUAAACUGGCCUCGCUCGGUCUGAUCAUUUGCAUCAGCCUUGUAGGGAACGCGGCGCUUUCCCUGCUAGUGCUGAAAGACAUCUCCCUUCACAAGGCUCCGUAUUAUUUUCUACUUGAUCUGUGCUUGGCAGAUGUAAUACGGUCUGCCGUGUGUUUGCCUUUUGUGAUGAUAUCAAUCAACAACCGUUCCACCUGGACAUACAGCAUUAUACGUUGCAAAAUUAUCGCGUUCAUGUCAGUCCUUUUUUGUUUCCAUGUAGCGUUUCUGCUCUUCUGCGUCAGUGUCACCAGAUACAUGGCGAUAGCACACCACAGGUUUUAUUCCAAACGAAUGACAUUAUGGACAUGUGUGGCAGUGAUUUGCAUGGUCUGGACCCUCUCUGUCGCUAUGGCUUUCCCCCCUGUAUUCGACGUUGGCACCUACAAAUUCAUCCAUGAGGAGGAACAAUGCAUUUUCGAGCACCGAUAUGUGAAAGCAAACGACACCCUGGGCUUCAUGUUGAUGCUGGCUGUCAUCGUGGGAACAACACACGUUGUUUACAUAAAAAUGCUGUGUUUCGUUUACGACCACCGCAAGAUGAAACCCGCUCAACUUGUCCCAGCUAUAAGCCAAAACUGGACCUUCCACGGGCCAGGUGCAACUGGGCAGGCAGCCGCCAACUGGAUAGCAGGAUUUGGACGUGGUCCCACCCCACCAACAUUGGUGGGAAUCAGACAAGCUUCUCAUAAUGGAAACAGAAGGCUGCUUGUCUUGGAUGAAUUUAAAAUGGAGAAACGCAUAGGGAAAAUGUAUUACAUGAUAACCUUGGCGUUUCUUCUCCUCUGGGCCCCGUACAUUGUUACUUGCUACAUUCGAGUGUUUGUCAAAGGAGGCACAAUUCCACAGGUCUACCUGACUGCGGCCGUGUGGAUGACGUUCGUUCAGGCGGGGGCGAAUCCCAUUAUUUGUUUCAUAUUCAACAAGGAGCUGAGAUCGCGCCUCAGAGCCAGUUUCCCGUGUUGUCUCAGCACACAGACACCCAUGUCUAUGGAGCCAUACUGUGUCAUCUGAUAGGUUCUACUGGUGUGUUAGACAAGGGAACAGGAACAGAACUGUCAUGUUGGUCUUGAAGCCUUAGGUGAUUUUACUCUGUUGCUAUGCUUGUCCAAUUUUCCCACACAAGCUGAAGGCCAUAUUUUGUGAUUUGCACUUACAGAAAGUGCAAAAUGUUGCCAAUCUGUAUUUCGAAUUGGCCUGCUAAUAAUUUUGCAUUUUUUAAGAAUCUCAUUAGUAUAUUCUUUGAGUAGUGUAGGCCUAUGUCAAUUCAGUGAGAAGAACAUAUGACAAUUAUGUAAAUUCUCUAAAGCUGUUAUUGCUUUAUUCUGAACUUUAAAAAAAAAACAUAUGUUGUAUCUUUCAUAAAAUCUUCUUAUAAUUAUUUGUGUGGAGAAGGUGUUAAAACUCACUUUUACAGUCUUUUGCAAAUACAUGUUCUUCCUGGAUUUUAACAUGCGUUGAUAAAAACGUAUUCCUUGCACAUUCCCUGUAAAAUAGACAAAUUACUUUUUUUUUCUAUGGACAAUGUCAAUGGAACUCUAAAAGAAGCAAAGCAUCAGUGCUGCAGAGAGAUGUUUGCAUUGUUUGUACUUCUGAGUAAAUAAACAACAAAUGAAUGAUUA